ACGAGAGCGGAGAGUGGCCGCGGGGCUUGACGGGACUUGUUAGAAUCUGCGGUCGCCAGUUGCUGCCUACGUUGCUAGCCGCAGCGUCGCGGUUACCAAGGAGUGGGUGGGAAAGGCUGUGGCAAGCGCCACGGUGGAGCGACUCCGAAAUUCCCGUGAGGCUCGCAGGCGUGCGUCCCGCCUGUCAGGGACGUCGCCUCAGCGGACGGUUCGGAGGCGGAAGCGACGCCGGAGGCAGGUAAAGAAGCAGGUAAAGAAACAAAAACAAAAGGAAAGCAAAGACUCGUUCCCGAGGUCAAAGAUCAAGGAGAUGGUGUCUUCAGGGAUGUACAAAAUGGACAAUGGCAAGCCUUACCUCAACAACUGCUUUCCAGCCAAAAGUCUCCUCCGGACACCGGAAGAAGGCCGAGGACACUGGUUAGUGGCUCGGAAAGGCAGCAUGAAGAAGGGUGUGGCUAAGGCAUCCACUGAAGGCCAGGAGAACCUGAAGAAGGUUUCUUUCGAGACUGGGUUGAAGAAAGUGUCUCGGCGGGAUAACCAGGCAGACAGUCUUGGACACGGACAUGUCUUGGACCGAGCUUUUCUGAUGAAGCACCACUGUGUAAGGAAGCCAUCAGACCUUUGCACCGUGAACGUGAGCGGCAUGAAGUUCUCCAAGGCAAAGGAAAAGGACUUCAAACAUUUCACUUCUGUGAUUUAUAUCAACGCCUCUGAAAACCUGCUGCCUCUAGAUGCUUUUCACACAUUUCCAACCCUAAAGGAACUGGAGCUUGCAUUCAAUGGCAUCAAGAUGGUCUAUGUGAAAUAUGGAGACUUCAAGACAUUGGAAUUCUUGGACCUUUCCUUCAACAGCCUGACUGAGGAGGCCAUCUGUGAUCUGGGGAUUCUGCCGCAUCUCCGUGUGCUUCUCCUCACAGGCAAUGGGCUCACCUCUCUGCCACCCAACAUGGCUGUUGCAGAACAGGAGGCAUCCAUGACAUCACUGACGAGCAAGAAGUACAUUCUGAGGUUCCCGGCCCUGGAGACCCUGAUGCUGGAUGACAACAAACUGUCCAAUCCCAGCUGCUUUGCCAGCCUGGCUGGGCUCAGGAGACUGAAGAAAUUGAGCCUGGACCAAAACAAGAUUUUCCGGAUCCCGUACCUACAACAGGUUCAGCUCCUUGAUGGAUCAUCAGGGGACUGGGUUACGGAGGGGCCGAAUGCCCAGAAAGAGCUACAGCCCCAGACGUGGAUAUUUGAGACCCCGGAUGAGCAGCCAAAUUAUACUGUACUGCCCAUGAAGAAGGACGUUGACCGCACAGAGGUGGUGUUCUCGUCUUACCCUGGAUUUUCGACCUCAGAGACAGCCAAGAUAUGUUCACUUCCUCCCAUAUUUGAGAUUCUUCCUGUGAAGUCACUGAAAGCAAGGAACCAGACGCUGGCCCCACCUUUCCCAGAGCUAAGAUACCUUAGCCUGGCCUACAACAAGAUCGCAAAGGAGGAUGCUGUCCUGCCAGCAGCUCUUUUCCCCUCUCUCUGUGAGCUUGUCUUCCACAACAACCCUCUGGUAGCGCAUACGCGAGGGAUCCCACCACUGCUAAAGAGCUUCCUCCAGGAGCGUCUGGGCAUCCGCUUAGUGCGGAGGAAACUGGUAAAAGCUAAACACCAUAUUCUGAUACCUCGGAAGGAAUCACGAAAGGUGAAAACCCACGUCCCCAAAGUGCCAAGGCAUUCUCUGGUCCCCCAUCACCUGAGCAUGACCACAGACAAGCCUCCCUCAAGUUUUAUGCAGGAGCCAGAAUUGGGAGCUGAGGAACUUCCCUCCACUGAAAACACCUCUCAUGAGGCACUGCUGGCUACUGAGGGCCCAGAAGGCCCUUCCCUAACUCACCGGACCUUUGUGCCAAUGCCUCCCAUCUGCUCCGACUCCACCGUACACAGUGAGGCCGUGUCCCAUCCAAGCCGUACAGCUGGCCUCUUGAGCCCAGACCACCCAUCAGAUGAUGAUGCCAAGAGUACGGAGUCCAUCUUCCUGACUCAGGUGAAUGAACUGCCAUCCUCAACCAUCCACAGGGAAAAGUUAGAGGCGAAGGAGAAUGUCCAAAAGAGACCACUAACUGCACCCAGAGAGGCAAAGAGGACCCGGCGGAAGCAGCCGUCUGCCCCUAUGUCCAACAAGUAUGAUGGCUAUGAGGAGCUGCUCACGGCCAAGCCUGAUCCUACCUUUGUGGAGCCGAAGGGCAUCCAGAAGAAUGCGCAGGCCCUGCACCGCAUGCUGAAGCAGCCGCUUGUCUGCCGUUCCUCCAAGCCCAGGCUGGACACUUUCCAGAAACCCUACAUACCCAAAGAGAAGCGGGCUGCGAGGAUACCAAUACCACCCCCACGGAAGACCAAAGCGCAGCUGCUGGAUGACAUCCUCAUUCGCAUGCGGGACCCUCGGAACGUCACUGAAGCUCCACUGGGCGCAGUGCUGCAGCGGCGCGCACAGCAGCGCCUGGUGAACCAGAAGCAAUACCGAGAGGCCAAGCGGCUGCUAAAGGAGUUCCGCGCUCGCUACAGGCAGCUGGUGCGCAGCUCACUUCGGACUGUGUUCACCGCCAGCCCGCCGCCCAGGCCGCCCACACGUCGCGCACUGAGCGCAGGCCAGCCCAAGUUGGGCCGCUUCCUCGAGUUCAUGGACGAGUUCUGCCAGGAGCCCACGGCCAGCGACUCGAAAGAGUAGAGCUUCACACCGCCCUCCCCAGAGGCUCUGUGCCCUGGACCGUGCCCUGCCCUGAACAGAGAGGGCUUGGGCUCCAUCUCGCUCCGUGGUCAGCAUGUGGAGCUCGGCAGGACCUCGCCUCCGAGCCCGGCCAAGCUACACCUGGUGGCUGGCCCAGCAGCAAUAAAGAGUGAUGCAUAGAGCAAUACAGUGGGCACCACGUAUUCUUGGAAGCCAGGUCAGGGCCACAGUGGUGGUGUCACUAAGGAAAAAUCUCCACUGAUUCCUGCAUCCCAGAGGGCUAUGAGAAACCCACCUGAGUCGCUCGUGACAGCUUCAAUAAGUGCGGAGACAGAGAAGUAGCACAGAAAGCUCAGAAGUGGGCUGUAGCCAGCAAGAGGCAGGGUACCAAAGCAGAGGACCCAAGCCAGGCAGACAGAUUUCCCGCGAGGAAGCUUUUUUCCAUUGUGAGCGUGAAAGAUGAUGGAAUGGUCCCUUUUGAGAUAAUGGCUGAUAGAAGGGGGAGGGGCUAGUUUCCCAGGGUCCUAUAAUCCAGGACACAAGCUGAAGACAGGAAUACAAACAUCUGGGCUGGGUGGGAACCUGGGCUGGGGUUGCUGCAUUCUUGGUGUGUGCCCAGUAGGCAGCACCUAACCCAGGAAGGUCUGGAGAAGUUCAGGAGGGCUAUGCUGUGUGGGACCUAAGACUUCUCUCCUGAGGACAGCUACUUCAGAUUGGGGCAUCAGACAGAGCUGCAGUCCCCAGGGUCGAAGAAUGCUUCUUAGCCUUCAGCAAGGUAGACACCCCAAAUCCAAAUCACAACCAUUUACACAUUAUUGAACUCAACUUCACAGGCAUGCAAAUAGCUAAAGUACUUACCCUAAGCUGCGAUCAUAGUCAAUGCCCAUGUGCAUGUACCUCACUAUGCAGGCCACACCAGGUGACAAAGUAGUUAGCUCAUUUGGAUGUCUGACAGAUACAGGUAUUGCAGGGACCCACAGCAGCAGCCACAUUCAGGGCAUUUGUGCUUGGCUUGCUAGACUGGACUUUCAGGAGUUUCUAAGUGUCUAUCUUUCCUUAGUUGUUAGGAGAAGCCACCCUGACAGUGACACUGUCAACCCACCAGGUUCCACUUGAGACCUUCCUAGACUGCUCCCUUCGCCAGAUGUGUUAUUGCCACAUAUUCUCAAGAAUGGACCCUACUACCUGCUUACCUACACACAUACUCUGUUCCAACCUAGCUUCUUCAGUCUUCCCCAGGAACAGAGCUGACUCUGAAGUUUUAAUGGUUAUGCUACACUGGACUAUGUAGCCUGACUGCCUAUGUCCCUCAGUUCCAGGUCUGCUCUCUGUACCCCCAUGGCAGCCCCUUAACCAGUGUGAGGGCAUUCCAAAGAGGGCACACUUGUCUGGGCCAAGCACCACCUUCUCUCCCUUGAACAAGCUGGUUGCCUCUCCUUGCUAAGUUUCCAAUCAUUCUGAGUUCCUUACUUUGGCUUCUUACCCCACAGGCUACUUUCAUAGAGAGCAAGUUCAAGCAUGAGCCCCCUUUUCCAUACAUGUAACAAAACGUUGACUGAACCCCAGCAGGAAGCCACUAUGUUGUACCCCAGCUCUGCUACUACUCUAGUAGGACUUGGUAAGAUGGCUCAUGGUUUUCCUUUUUUUCUUGUAUUUUCUGACAGAAUUUCAUGUAGCCCAGGAUGACCUUGAACUCCCGAUCCUGCUGUCUCCACAAACUCAAACUGAAUGGUCUAGUCACCCAGAACGCUAGUGAGCAAUCAGAACCCACAGAUGGAGAAGCAGACUAUGCUCACACCUGUCACCUGCCCAACCAGUUCCAGUCCAGACAGCAACUGGAGCCAUACUGUUCUCCAAGGCCAGUGGCAGAGGUUUGCACUGCAAGGUUAUCUGAGGCUACAGCAGUGCAAGAGGUAACCAGCAGCUUUGGGGUCAGAGGGCCCAGCACCUAGGCUCUGCACUGCCAGGGCUGGAGUUCCCAUCUGUAAAGGAGGACACCCACCAUACCUAGUUACAGGGGAAUUAACAGUGUGUUGAGCGUCUUGCUACUAUAGGGACCGAGUACUGUUUUCAAAUCUCCGCUGGCUUUUCAAAUCUCCCUUGAAGGCCUUGGGCCGAAGGUCUUCGAAGGUCCCACAUGGGCUUGCAGAGUCUUCCAGGUUCAUUUUCUGAGUUUAAGAGAAACAGGUUAACAUUUGUUCUAUGUUCAGUGAAAAACUCAUGUCAAAGGUAUUUUUUUUUUAUGACUUUCUGAGCAAUGGUUCCAAAGAAGAGUAUGUUUAACAAUCGUAUUUCUAAGUACAGCUGUAAGGGGCAAGGACGGUGGCAUCCCACAAGUCACUCUUUAUGCAAACUGUGUCUUCAGAGAAGUAGGGAUGGUCACAAGAGGUCAGGAAACUAAAUACUGUCCAUUAGAAUACAUCAAAAGGUAUAUUUAUUCCUUGUGGAGACCGCACCCCAGUGCCUUUCCAUCCCAGGCACCUCCCUGCC
Molecule: messenger RNA, 5191 nt
Organism: Microtus ochrogaster (prairie vole)
Lineage: Eukaryota; Metazoa; Chordata; Mammalia; Rodentia; Cricetidae
Gene: Xrra1
Product: X-ray radiation resistance associated 1
Cellular component (GO): nucleus
Molecular function (GO): protein binding
Source: RefSeq, a predicted model, not a curated record